AUGGUUGGCGUUUUGCGACCCGAACUUGUAAGCUUCAGUGAACUUUCAGAAGUGUACUUGAGAGCGAAUGCUGAAGCUACCGAGAGCCCUGCGCUCUGCGCUGCUUCGCGGCGCCUUCUGAUCGUCUUUGCCACCACGAUUCUCCCCUGCAUCUACGGCAAAACCUGGUGGUUCACGACCAACGCGGGCAUCGACGUGCCCAGCCACCUGGACAAUUCGAAAGGACAGAUCCUUCUCCUUUCUGCACUGCUGGUCUUCAAAGCACUCUUCCAGGUUGCAGGGGACUUGAUCUACUUGGCGGAGAAAGAAACCUUCGGCUCGAACGACCUCGGCUUCUUUAAGAAGGACUUCGAGACCUUCGGCCCGGACGGCUUCAUCUCCUACGGCGAGAUCUUGGAACCUGGCUAUCAGUCUGGAAACAGGAGCCUGGAAGCGCGCUGCUGCCUGGACUUUGGCUACUCCGCGGACAUCGAGGAUUACCCGACCGAGUUCUCCAUCUACGUUCGGGAGUACGACCAGGUCUUCUCUGCCUGCCUCCUGCUGAACGGUCUCUACGGCGACUUCAUCGAAGCGAUGUCAUCGUCGUCUACAGCGCCGAACAGCUCAGGCAUUCCAUUGCAGGAAUUUCGACGAGACUGCCCUCCUGGAUGGGCUCCUGGGUUGCCAGACUAUCCGUUGCGGCUUUUCUUCGACAAAUUGAAGCUAUGGUACCAAAUCUUUGAUGGUGCAGAUGAGCUAGUGGGGCCGCUUGUAGCUGGGAGACUCCAAGGAAAGGCACAACGAUUGGCACUUCAACUACGGCUUCCGCGUCCGGACGGAGGAGUGGAUGUAGGAUCGGACGCCCUGGUCCGACUCUCGGUUGAGGAGGUCAGAGAUCCGACCAACCCGACAAUCAUCCUUCAGAAUCCGAUUCCAUCUGGGAUCCAGUCUCUUUGCAACUCGUUGAGGGAUGCCUUCAGAUUCUCUGAUCAAGAACUGGUGUCCAGAAGCAUAGAGGAUUUCAUGGAAUUUCGCCGUGGUCGAAUGGCCUUCUCGGAGUUCAGCAUCGAGUUCGACAUGAGGCUUGAAGAGGCCACUACUCGUGCUGGCUUUGAGAUCAAUGACGUGGCGAAGUUCUACCUUUUCUUCAAGGCAGCUCAGCUUCCGGCAAAGCUGGUGGAUGAUAUCAAAUUGCAGAUCCAAGGAGACCUCCGCCGCUUCCAGGAAGCCCGAGCUCUCGCACUCCGCUUGGUCCAUCGAGCGCAAGAACACCACGACUCCUACUUCAUGGGAGAUGAUGACGACGACUGGGAUGAAUCCUGGGAAGACGCCUGGCUUGGCGAUUCUUACUGGCAAGAGGACUACGAUCCAUGGUCGGAGGAGUGGCGCGAGGAGGCAGACUCAUGGGAGGCUCCAUGGCACGAUGAGGAGUACUAUGGUGAAGACGAGUACUACGACGCGGAGUCCAGAGAGCCUUCCGAGCCGGCUUCCACUCCUGGCAACUCCGCUUCUCCACCUCAGGCGGCAUCGUCGUCGGCGUCCCAGGCUCAGGCUUCCGUGGAUGAAAACUACCCCAUGCACAAAGGCAAGGGCCGUGGCUGCUCCACCUGUGGUUCAAAGUGGCACUCAGCUUCAAGUUGUCCUGUCAACAGUGGGCAAGGAAAAGGCAGCGGAAAAGGCUUGCCUGGCUACUCCGGCAGCAAAGGCGGCUACGGCAAAGGCUAUGGCAAGCCUCGUUCCUCGAAGGGCUCCGGCUAUGGCAAGGGCAAGGGCAAGAAGGGCAAGGCCAAGUGGUCGCCGUAUCGCGGCUACGGGAAAGGCUACGGUGGCUAUGGCAAGAAGGGUGGUCAUGGCUACGGCGGUGGAAGCUAUUUCGGUUUCAGCGAGAAGAAGCUGAACAACAGCUUCCAUGGGCCAUCCACACGCCCUUCUCCUACGAAGAAGAAGCAUGUUCGUUUUGAGGAUGAGAACCAGGACACGAUCCUCCAUCUUAAUCGCCCCCAAGCUUCCAUGGCCACUGAGUCUGUCGAGGGCAGCCAAGAGGAUCCAGCAGAGGAUCAAGGCACGCAACCUUCGGUCGAGAAACGCCUGGAUUUCUCCUUUGCUCUGGGCAUCUUCUCUUCCCUGGAGAGCUACCAUACGGUGAAGGGUGACAAACGACGUGGUCUACUCGUGGAUCCUGGUGCGGCCUCUGGAUUGGUUGGUUCCGAAACUUUGCGAGAUCUUCUGAGAGUCCUGCCGACUGAGAAACAGCAGGAAGUGAAGUGGAACCAUCAGAAGCAGCGCAAUGUCAGCGGCAUCUCAGGCAAUCCAGAGAGCACCAUGGGAGAGGACGGCUCUCUGUGUCCUGCCUUGCUUGGUAAUCCUGCACUUCGACGGCAACGAGCAGCGAUCCUUACGGACUACUUCGAGAAUGGCGAUGGUGUCUUGGUGGUUCAGAAACCUGAUCAAGAACGGCACUACCUCCGCAUCCUCCUGACCGACUCUGGUCACUACCUUCUUCCUGUGGAUGAGCACUGCGAUGUGACAGAGCAGGAUGCUUCCAAGGAUCCAUCUGAUAGACGUGGACGCAUAGCCAGCGACUCUUGGUCCAUCGAGGGGCACUUCCUUGUGAGGCAUCACCGAAUACCUCGCAGGGUUCUCUUCACGCCGAAUGGUUCUAUCGACUGCCCCGUGGACAGUGACCAGCUGACUGGCGAACGCGACACGACCAUCCGACCCAUUCCUCGACGAGCUGAACGGCGUCUCCAUGAUGACUGGAACCAGGCCAAGGUUCCGAAUCGGGAUCUCGGGUACCUGUGGACAGGCGUCACUAAGUUCCUGCUUCGGUCUUCGGGCAAACCUUGUACCGCAGAACAACUGGCUACGACAUUUCCGACUGGUUCUGAUGCAGAGAUCUUUCCGCACUAUGCUGGUGACCAGUUUCCAGAACACUGGACUUCGGAGAGGACCAGGAAGGCUUUCUCCGUACAAGGCGGUGACCAUUGGCUGGGUUCUCGAGAUCAAGCAGGGAUGCACCUCCUGGCGGCGAUCAUCUACUACGCCAUCUCCAAUCGCAACGUUGGUGGAGUCAUCAUGGCCGGGCACGACGGCUACACCUGCCAUGAGCACAACAACGAUGACCCCAUCACCAUGAAGAAGAUCACCGCGAUGACCAUCGACGAGGUGGCUUCCCUCUACCUCUACUUCGUGAUCUCUGGAGCACUCGAACCGCAUGAGCCCAUGCAGGUUGACACGCAGGCUCCGACUCCCGAUGAGCACGAUGACUCCAUGGAGGUGGACCGAGAUGUGAAGAGAAAGAGCCCGGAUUCCCGGACAGUGGUUCUCGGCCCUGAAAGCAAACGGGAGCGAGUCAUGGCUUUCCUGGAAGUGCUGUCCUCCUCGAAGGUGACCACUCGGACUCAACACAAUAUGGUGAACCUCUACUGGAUGAUGAUGCAGCGUUUGCAUGUCAAGUGGGAUUUCCCCAUGACUUGGUUCACGAAUGAUAACCAUCAUGUCGUCACCCAGUGGGAUGAGUUCGCCUGGCGAUCCGAGAUGGCGGCCUCAUUGACUAGGCCGACUUCGAGCUUUCUCUUUACAUGGCCAGGCAAGAGGCACCAGACCUUGUAUGCCUCCCUCUUGGACGGCGAGAUCUACAAAGUGGAUGACGAAACCGAUAAUAUCGCCGAGAGUGAGGUGUACGACAUAUGGCCACAAGUGGACAAGGCAGACGAGGAGGAGGUGAAACAAUUUGUCGACACCGGCAGCUUCAAGAAGGUCCAUGUGAACUCGAUCUCCAGUGAGACUGUGGUGGUCGACAGCGUUUGGAUCAGGAAGUGGAAACGAUAUCCUGACGGAUCCCGGCGUGUGAAAUCGCGACUGUGUGCCAGGGGAUGCUUUGACAAUCAGCGGGACACUUUGUCGACGCGCUCUACAACGGCGACGAGGCUGAGUCAGCGCAUCCUUGUGUCCACGGCAAUGAAUCAUGACCAUGACAUUGAGAGCUGGGAUGUCUCCGGGGCUUUCCUGAAGGGGCUGACAUUCGAGAAGGUUCGUGAGCUUCUGGCUUCCAGAGGCAUCACCUCUCCAGUGAGGAAAGUGGUCAUCACUGCCCCGGCCUAUGUUUGGAGACAUCUGGCAAAGUUUGAUGCGUCCUUCCGUGUGGACUUCGAGUGCCUGGAUGAGUGGGCGCUGUUGUGCAUCAAACCCGUUUAUGGGCUUAAUGAUGCUCCAUUGGCUUGGCAGUUGUGCUUGCGCGGCCACUGGGAAGAACAAGGUGGCGUGCCAUCACUCUUGGAUGAGAACUACUUCAUCUGGCGACUCCAGGCUGGCGGCCGCUCCUCCGUGACCACUCACGUGGAUGACUGUGGGGCAGAAGGACCUCGAAAAUGGCUGGAUGAGCAGUACGACCGUCUCGUCAAGAAGUUCGGCAAGGUGACGAGGCAGAAGCUUCCGUUUACGCGCUGUGGCGUUGUCUACCGCAAGGUUGCUGACUGCGUCUGCAUGGAGCAGGACGACUUCUGCCGGAAACUCAAGAUGGUGGACAUCGAUAAGACACGGCGGGAUGAUGACGAUCUCACUCCUUCCGAGUUAACGUCCUUUCGGUCUGUGCUUGGAGGAUUGCUAUGGUUAACAGCCACACGCCUCGAUCUUGUUUCGGAUGUGUGCAUCCUCCAGACGAUGGUGACCAAAGCAAAAAUCAGCCAUCUUAAGCAGGCCAAUGCGGUCGUCCGGAGAGCUCAAGCUGAGAUCAGACAAGGUCUUGGACUGUAUUUCAGGAAGCUCCGGGCACCGCUCCGACUGGCAUGCGUGCAUGACAGUAGCGCUGGUGGAAACGUUCGUCAUUACGCACAAGAGGGCAUCAUGGUGCUCUUGUUCGAGGAUAAGCUCAAGGGCUAUGACUCCUACGAGCACGUCAUCGAAGACCAUCAGACGCACAAGCUUGGCGGCAAGUGCCACGUUCUGUGGGCACACGGUGCCAAGGCCAAGAGGGUGUCCUACUCCACCUCGCAUGCCGAAACACUUUCGGCAGUCUCGGGCAUGGAGACCUCGACACUUGUCGCUGUCCGCCUCGCUGAGCUCCUGUACACCGCAAAGCCUCCGACGAUUCAAUCUCUGCUUCUUCUUCAGGAAGGUGGUGUGCCAGAUCUGCCCUGUGACGGGUACACCGACUGUAAAGACCUGUUUGAACUGGCGUCCGGGUCAUCCAGCGUGCCCCAGGAUAAAACUCAGAGAUUGUAUGUCAUGUCGCUGAGAGAGGCUCGACUCUGCGGAAGGCAGAGGUGGCUCAUUCUUACGCCGACUGAAAGCAUGGUCGCGGAUGCCUUGACAAAGUCUAUGGUGGCCCCGCAAAUCAUGCACCUGUUGAGCACGGGCGAGGUUCAGUUCCACAACCAGGCCGAGCACAAGAUGACGUUGCGGCGUGUGCCCAAGGUCUUGGUCGUCACCGAGGAGCACCUCAAUCGGUCUGACAAGGAGUUGAUUCGAGACCUGCGCGUGUCUACGUCGACUACGGCGGCCUGCCUGCUUGUGUCUCGUUCCUGGUGUUUCUGGAUGGUGGCGGCUGCUGCUAUCACGACCUCAACGGCGACUACCAGUUCACCAACUACGGCCACUACCAGUUCUUCGUCCUCGACAGUUCUGUGCCCUACGGUUGCUCCAGAUGACGGUUGGAUGUGGCUUGUUUGGCUCUCAGUUUUCAUCAUUGCAGCUUACCAUGGCAUCCUUCUGUUCUUGAGCUGGCUCUGGAAGACAAUUACGAGGAGACCGACUACUCGUGAGGAACCUGACGCAGAACCUCCUGCGACACCGAGGCCACCUCCGGAACCUCCACAUGCUCCUGGUCCAGCUGACGAUGAGUUCCCAAACGGCGGGCGACUGCACGAGCUCAACCUCGAGACCGAGAACCUUCGGAUGCAGCUGCGUGACCUGAGACGCGAGCGUGAUCAUCUUGCACAGUUGUACGACCAGCAGUUUGAUAGAUCCACCAGGCUCCAAAGGGAGCUGGAUGCGCAUAUGGCAAACUGCCCACUCGGGCGUAAUGUCUUCGUCACACAAUCCGGACGAUGCUGGCACUGUGAUGUUAAUUGCUAUCACAUCAGGCGAUCUCAGUAUCGUACUUACCGGCACUGUCAGGAUUGUGCUGGGCGUUGA
Messenger RNA from Symbiodinium pilosum, 6114 nucleotides. NCBI's taxonomy places the organism in Eukaryota, Dinophyceae, Suessiales, Symbiodiniaceae. The record is from the annotation of a GenBank genome assembly.